This is a messenger RNA of Balaenoptera musculus (blue whale), 558 nucleotides long. Its product is annotated as chromobox protein homolog 1-like. The record is from RefSeq and is a predicted model, not a curated record. The transcript has a single exon. Gene Ontology annotation, molecular function: chromatin binding. Gene Ontology annotation, cellular component: pericentric heterochromatin; nucleus. The coding region runs from base 1 to 558 and encodes 185 amino acids. Lineage: Eukaryota; Metazoa; Chordata; Mammalia; Artiodactyla; Balaenopteridae. Gene Ontology annotation, biological process: negative regulation of transcription by RNA polymerase II; chromatin organization.
AUGGGGAAAAAACAAAACAAGAAGAAAGUGGAGGAGGUGCUAGAAGAAGAGAAAGAAGAAUAUGUGGUGGGAAAAGUUCUCGACCGUCGAGUGGUAAAGGGCAAAGUGGAGUACCUCCUAAAGUGGAAGGGGUUCUCAGAUGAGGACAACACAUGGGAGCCAGAAGAAAACCUGGAUUGCCCCGACCUCAUUGCUGAGUUCCUGCAGUCACAGAGAACAGCACACGAGACAGAUAAAUCAGAGGGAGGCAAGCGCAAAGCUGAUUCUGAUUCGGAAGAUAAGGGGGAGGAGAGCAAACCGAAGAAGAAGAAAGAAGAGUCAGAAAAGCCACGAGGCUUUGCCCGGGGUUUGGAACCGCAGCGGAUUAUUGGAGCUACAGGCUCCAGUGGAGAACUCAUGUUCCUGAUGAAAUGGAAAAACUCUGAUGAGGUUGACCUGGUCCCUGCCAAGAGGGCCAAUGUCAAGUGCCCACAGGUUGUCAUAUCCUUUUAUGAAGAAAGGCUGACGUGGCAUUCCUACCCCUCAGAGGAUGAUGACAAAAAAGAUGACAAGAAUUAA